UUUGAGAUGAGCGCAUGAUAGAUGGGGUCCAUAGAAAUGAGAUGAGGUGAUUGGUGUGGUGAGCGCGUAACAAGGUGCAAAUGGUUAUGUAGAAGUUGGCUUGUGAACAUAUAUAUCCCAGUUGCAUCAUUAUACUACAUUGAAUCGGGAUGCAUGAUGGAGUAUGCUAGAGAUCUGCUACAGUAACUGGAUGCAUCGAUCAUAUGAUGUUCUUUCAUCCCAAAUCUCCAGGAGGUUUGGAGUCUAGCUUGGCAGUCAGAAUCAAUAAUGUUAUCUACUGGGGAGGGAGCUGAAAAAUUUCUGCAGUAACGACCCAACAACAUAUGGCAAUUGGAGGACCCAUCUGAUCUAGCAUUACUUCUAUGGUAAUUGUGAAGCACAAAAAUGCAGAGGCUUUAUAGAAAGGGAUGGACUCAAAACUCUUUUAUAGAAGUUUUAUAGGAACGACUGUGGUCGUUCACAGUCGAUUACGCUUCCCAAGACUUGACCAGGUUUGUGAAGUGAGGAAAAGAAUUCAUGCGGACAAAUCUUCCCCUCGUUAUGUACGCGUAUCAACUCAAAUUACCGUCGGGGCAGGACGCGGAAAGUCAGGAACCUAGAGAUUUCCGAGAGAUUUCUGAAGGAGAGCCGAAGCUUCCGAGUCAAUGAAGACUUCAUAUUUUAAAUAAAGCCCAAGAUGGUGGCCAUCACCAACUGAGUUAAUUACCUUCACAUACACAGCAAUGAUGAAAUAGCAACGGCACGCCUCAAAAUCCCUUCUCUUGUCCAAUUCAUUCUCUAGCAUUCGACCUUCUUCUAGCCUCUCUCUUCCUCCCCCAAACCAUGGGAGCCCUGAGCCCCUGACUUAAAACCACCAGGAGGAAAACGAAGUCCAUAAAGCAAUUCAGUGACCAUGUCUGCAUCCCAAACCCACGUAGUUGCAACGUCGCCCUCAUCAUCAGGAAAGCCAGAAGACAAACUGCAGGAUCCCUCUCAGUGUCCACGGCGGCGCCUGCCAGGAUGGGAGGGCAACCAGAGAAACACACUCCUCGUGGUGGCGACUCUGAUCACGGCGUUAACGUACCAGGUGGGAACCAAUUACAUCCCUGAUGGCUGCUGGCAGGACGACAAGAUGGGCGUAUAUACUGCGGGGGACCCCAUCAUGCGCGACGAGCACCAGAAGCGGUACUGGCUCUUCAUGACCGCCAGUUGGAUGGGCUUCGGCAGCUCGAUGCUCAUGAUCGUGUAUUUGCUCACCGGAGUGCCGGUGAACUCUGGCCGGGUCCGGUGGCCGUUCGUGGUAGCUUGCUCCAGCCUCAUGGUGACCUUUAUCACCUCGCGGCCAAGGACUCGGCUCACCAUGGACCUGGCCCUCUGGGUCUGCCUCGUGCUUUUCCUAUGGGCUGCUAUCAGCUUCAAAAACUUGGAAGAGAGAUUCUGUCGGCGAGCUUCUUUCGAUAGAAUAAAGAACUCUUUCAAGGGAUAUUGGUGAUGGCUGGUUGUUCCAGAUGAUGAGAUCAAAUUUUUGAGGUCAAGAGGACUUUCAGCCUGCCGUUUGGUAUCCUUUUGCAGGUCGAGGGCUUCAGCCGUCCCACUCCGUUCUAAAGAGAAAUUAGAGUUUGGCGUGUAGCUUGAUGCGCCAACCCGUAUAUUGCUGUGCACAUUACGUUCUUGUAUGUGACGGGGAUGAACGCAGAAACCAUGCGCCUUGAGCUGUUGUUGUGUUGUUACAAUCAUUAGGACGAUUUCAAAGGUAGUCUAUUUCAAGAUUAAUCGGUUGAUGUUUUUUUUUUCUCAGAAAAUGUUUAGUAAUGGCUACUUUUAUGCUUUGAUAUAUGCAAU
Phoenix dactylifera (date palm) is the source of this 1821-nucleotide messenger RNA. Lineage: Eukaryota; Viridiplantae; Streptophyta; Magnoliopsida; Arecales; Arecaceae. The record is from RefSeq and is a predicted model, not a curated record.